CCUGUGUCCCGUGUCCUAUGUCCCGUGUCCUAUGUCCUAUGUCCUGUGCCCUGUGCCCGUGCCCUGGCACGCUGCCCUCGCUGCCCUCGCUGCCUGCACCGCCAAGCUGGGAGCUGAGCCCACAGCCGAGCUCCGGGCUGCCAUCCAAGGCAAACACUUCGGCAGCCCCUGCCGGCCGCGGGGCUCGUGCCCAAACCGCUGGCGGUGCCACGGAGGAUCCCAUGCGGUGACCGAGUGGCUCCCGGCCAGGCAUCUUCCCUCAUCCCACAGGUGCUGUCCUAACGUGAGGCGACCGCGGCUGUGGGGUCCCGCUGAGACCCCGGUCCCAAGAAAUCCAGGCUCCGUGGCUGCCCCUUCCCAGGGUGCGGUUCACCCCACACGGCCCCGUUGUGACAUCGCCCCCCGCUCCCGUCGGGUGCUGAGCUGGAGGGAUGCGGCCGGGGACGGGAUUGGUGCCGGGACCCUGAUGGGAGCAGAGCGCAGACUCACGAGGACCAUGGAGCUGCAUCACGUGAACGAGGUGCUGCUGGAGGUGCUGGCGUGCGUCAUCCUGGCCUACCACCUGUCCCAGGCCAACGUCUUCUUCUUCUACCUGCUGCUGCUCCUGCCCCUCAUCUUCCUCUUCGAGGAGCCCAUCGGGAUGUGAGGAUGGCUGCAGUCCCGCUCACUGAGCAAUAAAGAUCCGUGCCCGUC
Molecule: messenger RNA, 693 nt
Organism: Meleagris gallopavo (turkey)
Lineage: Eukaryota; Metazoa; Chordata; Aves; Galliformes; Phasianidae
Source: RefSeq, a predicted model, not a curated record